Charadrius vociferus (killdeer) is the source of this 3947-nucleotide messenger RNA. It is a transcript of the gene STXBP5L, whose product is annotated as syntaxin binding protein 5-like. The transcript has 27 exons. Lineage: Eukaryota; Metazoa; Chordata; Aves; Charadriiformes; Charadriidae. The coding region runs from base 1 to 3570 and encodes 1189 amino acids. Gene Ontology annotation, biological process: regulation of protein secretion; regulation of exocytosis. Gene Ontology annotation, cellular component: cytoplasm; SNARE complex; plasma membrane. The record is from RefSeq and is a predicted model, not a curated record. Gene Ontology annotation, molecular function: GTPase activator activity; syntaxin binding; myosin II binding.
AUGAAGAAAUUUAAUUUUCGCAAAGUUUUGGAUGGUUUAACUGCUUCAUCCCCUGGUGGAAGCAGUGGUGGUGGCAGUGGUGGUGGAAGUGGGGCUGGUGGUGGCUCCGUGCACCCAGGAGGGACUGCAGGAGCUGCAGGGACACCCAGAGAUGAGAUCCAGGAGACGCUCACUUCAGAUUAUUUUCAAAUUUGUAAGACGGUGCGCCAUGGUUUUCCUUAUCUACCCACUGCCUUAGCUUUUGACCCAGUUCAGAAAAUUCUGGCAAUUGGAACAAGAACAGGAGCCAUACGAAUAUUGGGCAGGCCUGGUGUUGAUUGCUACUGCCAACAUGAAAGCGGUGCGGCAGUUCUGCAGCUCCAGUUCUUAAUCAAUGAGGGUGCUUUGGUCAGUGCAAGUGCAGAUGAUGCACUUCAUUUGUGGAAUCUUCGACAGAAACGACCAGCUAUCCUACAUUCUCUGAAAUUUAACAGAGAAAGGAUUACUUACUGCCAUCUGCCUUUCCAGAGUAAAUGGCUUUAUGUUGGAACAGAGAGGGGAAAUACACAUAUUGUAAAUAUUGAGUCCUUCAUUCUUUCUGGAUAUGUUAUCAUGUGGAACAAGGCAAUAGAACUAUCCACAAAGACUCACCCUGGGCCAGUUGUACAUUUAAGUGACAGCCCAAGAGAUGAAGGAAAACUAUUGAUAGGCUAUGAAAAUGGGACUGUAGUACUCUGGGACUUACGAUCUAAAAGAGCUGAUCUGAGAGCAUAUUAUGAUGAGGCUAUUCAUUCUGUUGCUUGGCAUCAUGAAGGGAAACAGUUCAUGUGCAGUCACUCUGAUGGCAGCUUGACCUUAUGGAAUCUGAAAAGUCCUAACAGACCAUUCCAGACCACAAUUCCACAUGGAAAAAUUCAAAGAGAUGGAAAAAAAACUGAAUCUUGUAAACCAAUUCUUAAAGUAGAGUACAAGACCUGUAAAAACAGUGAACCAUUUGUGAUCUUUUCUGGUGGAUUGUCAUAUGAUAAGGCUUGUCGAAGACCAAGUUUAACAAUCAUGCAUGGGAAAGCAAUUACAGUUCUUGAAAUGGAUCACCCUAUAGUUGAUUUUUUAACCCUUUGUGAAACCCCAUAUCCAAAUGAAUUUCAAGAACCCUAUGCUGUAGUUGUGCUUUUGGAAAAAGAUCUCAUUGUUGUUGACCUGACGCAAAGCAAUUUUCCAAUCUUUGAAAAUCCAUAUCCUAUUGACAUUCAUGAGUCACCUGUUACCUGCACAGAAUAUUUUGCGGACUGUCCUCCAGAUUUGAUUCCCGUACUCUAUUCUGUAGGAGCAAAACAUAAAAAGCAAGGAUACAGCAAUAAGGAGUGGCCUAUCAGUGGUGGAGCAUGGAACCUUGGAGCUCAGACAUAUCCCGAAAUCAUUAUCACAGGCCAUGCAGAUGGAUCAGUAAAGUUUUGGGAUGCUUCUGCCAUUACUCUACAGAUGUUGUACAAAUUAAAAACAUCGAAGGUCUUCGAAAAACAGAAAGUAGGAGAAGGAAAAGCUACAGCUGAGAUUGUGGAAGAAGAUCCUUUUGCUGUUCAGAUGAUGUACUGGUGUCCUGAAAGCCGAAUUUUCUGUGUGGCAGGAGUUUCUGCAUAUGUGGUUGUUUACAGGUUCAGCAAACAUGAAAUAAAUACUGAAAUUGCAUCAUUAGAGGUACGACUUCAGUAUGAAGUAGAAGAUAUCAUUACUCCUGAACCGGAAAUAAUUCCUCCAUUUCCAGAUGCCUCCUCCCAGCUUCCUUCUUUAAAGAGCCUUUCAGGCAGUACCAACACUGUAGCAUGUGAAGGAACGAUGAAGGAUAGUAUCCCAUGUCUUAGCGUUAAGACUCGACCUGUGCGAAUGCCUCCUGGAUACCAAGCAGAUCUUGUUAUUCAGUUGGUGUGGGUGGAUGGUGAGCCUCCACAACAGAUUACCAGUCUUGCUGUAAACUCUGCUUAUGGACUAGUGGCAUUUGGAAACUGCAAUGGUUUGGCUGUUGUGGAUUUCAUGCAGAAGACAGUACUGUUGAGCAUGGGAACCCUUGACCUAUAUGGAUCAAGUGAUCCAUACCAGCGUCAACCCCGUUCACCUCGCAAAAGCAAGCAGUUUGCUGCAGACAACUUUUGCAUGCGUGGCCUGUCUAACUUUUAUCCAGAUUUAACGAAACGGAUCCGUACUUCCUAUCAGAGCCUGACUGAACUCAGUGACAGUCCAGUUUCCCUGGAGCUAGAGCGUUGCAAGUCUCCCACUUCAGAUCACGUGAACGGUCACUGUACAAGUCCAACAUCCCAGAGCUGCAGUUCAGGAAAACGACUUUCCAGCGCAGACGUCUCAAAAGCAAACCGCCGAGGGCCCGGGAGGCCCCCCUUCAGAAAAGCGCAGUCUGCAGCCUGCAUGGAGAUUUCUCUCCCAGUCACCACAGAAGAAAAUAGGGAAAACUCCUUCAGCCGUUCCCGAAGCUCCAGCGUGUCCAGUAUCGACAGGGACUCAAAGGAGGCAAUUACUGCUUUGUACUUCAUGGAGUCCUUUGCCCGAAAGAAUGACUCCGCUGUCUCCCCCUGUCUCUGGGUCGGAACGGGCCUCGGUAUGGUCUUAAUCCUCUCCCUUAAUCUGCCUGCUAGUGACGAUUUACGGCAGUCAGAGCCAGUGAUGGUGUCGCCAAGUGGCACAGUUCUGACACUGAAAGGAGCCGUGCUGACCUUCGCGUGCUUGGACUGCAUGGGGACAUUGACACAUCCACCGUAUGAAGUAUGGAGGGACCCACACAGUGCUGAUGACGGUGAAAAAACAAGAAAAAGGAAACUUGUCAUGCAUUCGCCUUCCUCCUCCCAGGAUAUGGGUGAUCAUCAAUUUGCAGUCAUUUGUUCAGAAAAACAAGCCAAAGUCUUCUCAUUGCCUUCCCAAACAUGUCUUUAUGUCCACAACAUCACCGAAACGUCCUUUUUAUUGCGAGCAGAUGUGGUCACCCUCUGUAACAGCGUCUGUCUGGCGUGCUUUUGUGCCAAUGGGCACAUCAUGACACUGAGCUUGCCCAGCCUUCGCCCACUGCUGGACAUCAACUAUUUGCCUGUGACAGACAUGAGGAUAGCACGAACCUUUUGUUUCACUAAUGAAGGGCAAGCGUUGUAUCUCAGCUCUCCCACAGAGAUCCAGCGCCUGACGUACAGCCAGGAGAUGUGUGACAAUCUGCAGGACAUGCUUGGGGACUUGUUUACUCCUGUGGAAACACCAGAAGCCCAAAACAGAGGCUUUCUCAAAGGACUUUUUGGAGGAAGUGGACAAGCUUUUGACAGAGAGGAGCUUUUUGGUGAGGCCACGGCAGGAAAAGCCUCUCGCAGUCUUGCCCAGCACAUCCCUGGAUCAGGUGGAAUCGAAGGUGUGAGAGGAGCCGCAGGUGGAGUCAUUGGGGACUUGACUCGUGCACGCAUUGCCCUUGAUGAGAGAGGACAGAAACUAGGAGAGCUGGAUGAAAGGACUGCGAGCAUGAUGGCCAGCGCCGAGGCAUUUUCCAAACAUGCACACGAGGUGAUGCUGAAAUACAAGGACAAAAAGUGGUACCAGUUUUAGACUUUCAAAGACACUGCUUUUGGCUUUAUUAAGAACUCUGUUCAGGGAAGCAACAUUCAUUCCCAAAUCUACCAGUCACUGGCCAGAGACCGUUUUUUCUCCUAGAUGUUUUCCUGUUACUAUUAUUGGAUUUCAUCACAGUGGGAGUCAAGGAGAAAUUUUACAGACUGUGAGACGGAAGGCAGAAUCAUGUGGGUCUUUACUCCAACAGCUGGCUCACGCAGUAGCCAACUUUUUUCCAAAAGGGACUCAACCAUCACUGUGGCAUGUAGUUUUUCAGAAGCUGUAGGUAUGAACUGUGGGGAGUGCGUCUGGUUAAAAAUAUUCUGUACAAACUCGAAUGUUAAUGCACUUAUAAAACUUUGCAUGACUAAUUG